Ilex paraguariensis (yerba mate) is the source of this 630-nucleotide messenger RNA. The record is from the annotation of a GenBank genome assembly. NCBI's taxonomy places the organism in Eukaryota, Viridiplantae, Streptophyta, Magnoliopsida, Aquifoliales, Aquifoliaceae.
AUGAAAAAUGGGCGUUCGGCGGACUCGGCUUUCCUCUUCUUGGAGAUAGGUGUCUCUGGGUCCAUGGAGAGGGGCAUGCUUAGCUCUUGUAGCGAGGAGAGAGCAGCGUCUGAGUGUGCACGAGAGUUGGGGGCUGCUGACGUUAUAGCAAUUCGUACUGAUGUUUCCAAUGUUGAUGAAACCAUGAAUCGCUAUGGCUGUCUUUUCACAGUGGAUCAUCUGGUAAAUAAUGCUGGUGUCAAUCAAGUCUGUAUGUUGGAAGAAGUCGAUGAUAUUACUGAUCUCAGACCCGUAAUGGAUAUUAACUUUUGGGGUUCCGUUUAUACUACCCAGUUUGCCGCACCACACCUAAGAAACAGCAAGGGUAAGAUCAUUGCCCUUUCUUCAUCUGCUUCAUGGUUGCCUAAGCCAAGGAUGAGCUUGUACAAUGCAAGCAAAGCAGCAAUGGCACAACUUUUUGAGACUCUGAGGGUUGAAUUUGCACCGGACGUCAAGAUAACACUAGUGACUCCUGGGUUUAUAGAGUCCGAGUUAACCCAAGGAAAAUUCUUAACAGAGGGAGGCAAAGUGGUGGUUGAUCAAGAAAUGAGGGAUGUAAGUUUUUCUCCUUCGAUUUGUUGCUUCUCCUAA